This is a messenger RNA of Mirounga angustirostris (Northern elephant seal), 1360 nucleotides long. RefSeq names its product transmembrane protein 219 (gene TMEM219). The record is from RefSeq and is a predicted model, not a curated record. NCBI's taxonomy places the organism in Eukaryota, Metazoa, Chordata, Mammalia, Carnivora, Phocidae. The coding region runs from base 372 to 1190 and encodes 272 amino acids. The transcript has 5 exons.
AGCAGAGGAGGAUACAGAUUGAACCGUUUUUGCUCCAGAGUGGAGUUCUUUUCAUCAGACACUUCCUUUGUCUAGGCUAUUGGAUGGAACCAUUCUUCAGCCAAACCCUAGCCCCAGAACAGCUGCCUCCUGAAUUGCUCCCCUUAAGAAUUCUCCUUUUGGGUUCCUCUUUCCAGCACAGUGUGCUCUGUUUCGCUUCUGCCUUGAUUACUUCAGAAAUGAAGUACAGCAAACAUUUAUUGAGUGGUGCAUGGGGAUGAACACUUGGAGUUAAGAGCCCUGGAUUCUUGUUCUGGCGCUGCCACUAACUGGCUGUGUGGCCUUGGGCAAGUCCCUUGUCUUUUCAGUGCUUUAACUUCCCUUUGAAUAAAAUGGGUAAGUGCCUUCUGACUGGCAGGCUCUUGUCCAGUUCUUCCUUCCUGUCCUCCAGCAGGCUCUCCGUGGAGGCCCGGACCCCUCUCCUCUCCAUGGGCAGCUGCCAGGCAGGGCACAACCUGCAUCUCUGUCUGGCCCACCACCCACCUCUGGUCUGUGCCACUUUGAUCCUGCUGCUUCUUGGCCUUUCAGGCCUGGGCCUUGGCAGCUUCCUCCUCACCCACAGGACUGGCUUGCGCAGCCCUGACAUCCCUCAGGACUGGGUCUCUUUCUUGAGAUCUUUUGGCCAGCUGACCCUGUGCCCGGUGAAUGGGACAGUCACAGGGAAGUGGCGUGGGCCUCAAGUCGUGGGCUUACUGACCACCUUGAACUUCGGAGAUGGUCCAGACAGGAACAAGACACAGACAUUCCAAGCCACGGUCCUGGCUAGUCAGAUGGGAUUGAAAGGAUCUUCUGCAAGAGAGCCCGUCCUCAUUACUGCCAGGGUGACCACAGAAAGGACCCCAGGAACCUGCCUGUAUUUUAGUGCUGCUCCAGGAAUCCUGCCCUCCAGCCAGCCACCCCUCUCCUGCUCAGAGGAGGGAGCAGGAAAUGCCACCUUGAGUCCUGAGAUGGCUGAGGAGUGUAUCGGGGUCUGGAGCCACGAAGGCCUUGUGCUCACCAAGUUGCUCACCUCGGAGGAGCUGGCUCUGUGUGGCUCCAGACUGCUUGUUUUGGGCUCCUUCCUGCUUCUCUUCUGUGGCCUUCUCUGCUGUCUCACUGCUGUGUGCUUCCACCCACGCCGGGAGUCCCACUGGUCUAGAACCCGGCUCUGAGGGCACUGGCCUAGUUCCCAUCUUGUUCUCAGGUCAGGCCCCACUCUCAGGGCCCCCAGGGGCCAUCAUGCCAGCUGGGGGCCGGGCCGGGAGCCUGAAGGACCCCGAUGUGGCUGAGCUGUUCUUCAAGGAUGACCCUGAAAAGCUCUUCUCUGAUCUCCGGGAAAUUG